AUGAACGACAGUCAUAUACCCGGAUUAUCAAUGAUAGUUAUGAAUCAACAUCAAAUAUUAUAUCAGGAUAGUUUAGGUUAUGCAGGUUAUAAUUACGAUUCUGAAACGGAUCGUGUUAUUGGAUUUUCAACACAAAAUGAUAAUAUUUAUAUGAUCGGUUCAAUAACGAAAACGAUAACAUGUAUUAGUGUCAUGCAAUUAGUCGAACGUGGAUUAAUUAAUUUAGAUGAUGAUAUUAAUAAAUAUUUACCAUUACCGAUAGUAAAUCCGUAUUAUUCAAAUGAAACAAUAACGAUGCGACAUCUACUGACACAUACAUCAUCAAUUGGUACAACUCAUCCAGGUUUAUCCGUCUUGCCCAACGAUCAGUAUUCAACAAUAAAUUUUACGAAUUUUAUUUAUGGUGCUUUGCUUGAAGGUGGUCCAUUUUACAGCGAAUUUUCCUGGUUGAAAGUCCAUGUUGGAAAAGAAUAUCAUUAUUCAAAUUUAGGGACUAGUUUGGCUGGUCUUAUUGUUGAAAUUGUUAGUAAUAUGGAUUUUAAAGCAUUUACCACAAAAUAUCUAUUUGAACCAUUGAAUAUGUCCAGUGACACAUUUUGGUUGAUUGAUUCAUUAAACACUAGACAAAAACAAUUAUUAACAAAUCAUCAUCUUUUCAAUGCUUCGAUUGAUGAUUUCAGAUUUUUCUUUCCAUUUUUAAAAUUUUCAGAAUUUUUCAUUGAUUCAGAACCAUUGUCAAACAUAAGUUGGAUAAAUGUUACCGAACGAUUUGGAUUAUUAAUGCAUCCUGCAGGUCAGUUGCGUACAUCCGUUACUUCGUUGGCAAAACAUUUAUUAAUGUUUAUCAAUAAUGGAACAUAUAAUGGUAUUCAAAUAUUGAAAUCUGAGACUGUCAAUGAAAUAAAAAAGAUUCAGUUUCAUACAUCGACAUCACUGAAGGUCGGUUUGAUUUACACUUAUUUUGAUUUCAAAAUAACAAAAAUGCGGACUGUACUUGGACAUAAUGGAGGAUUUAUUGGAGUAAAUUCAUGGAUGCUCAUGAAUCCCGAUACAAAUAUUGGUGUUAUUGUCUUAAGUAAUGGAGAUGUUGUGAAUUUUAAUCAGUAUCAGUCCAAUAAAGUUACAACAGCACUAAUAACAAUUACAAACUAUUUGUUUGAUGUUUUUGAAACUACAGCUUAA
This is a messenger RNA of Didymodactylos carnosus, 1182 nucleotides long. The record is from the annotation of a GenBank genome assembly. Lineage: Eukaryota; Metazoa; Rotifera; Eurotatoria; Philodinida; Philodinidae.